This is a messenger RNA of Indicator indicator, 1983 nucleotides long. It is a transcript of the gene INPP5E, whose product is annotated as inositol polyphosphate-5-phosphatase E. The record is from RefSeq and is a predicted model, not a curated record. The transcript is spliced from 10 exons. Lineage: Eukaryota; Metazoa; Chordata; Aves; Piciformes; Indicatoridae. The coding region runs from base 1 to 1983 and encodes 660 amino acids. Gene Ontology annotation, biological process: phosphatidylinositol dephosphorylation. Gene Ontology annotation, molecular function: inositol-polyphosphate 5-phosphatase activity.
AUGACUACUCCAAAUGGAUUUCCACUGCACUCAGGGGCACAUGUUACUCGGAGCAUGGAGGGUGGAGCAGUGCAGGACUUGCAUGCUAAGAAAGCUGGUAAAGCAGUUAAGGAGGCUGGGGGCAAUGGGCUGCUUACCUUUGAAGAUCCUACAAGGGUAGGCACAUCUUUAAAUGAAGCCUUAAAGCUUCUACCAGGUGAACUCAAAGCUAAUAUGAAAAUUAAAUCCAUCACUCCACGGCCUCCUCGGAAGCCCCGGCUAGAGCGCGCUGCGUCUUUGGAUGAGAAAAGCUGGAGGAGGUGGAGGCGCUUCAGGACCAGCCAGGAAAGCCUGACUGAUCCCAAUGAGACAAGUUCCUCAAAUGGCUCUCUGCAGGAAGCAUCCCUCAGCCCUCCCGUCAGGGGCAGGGCGAGCCCCUGGCAUCAGUGCUGCCAGCAGAAUUCCUUGCACAGUGGUUCAGCGGAUGCCUCAGAAGCCAGUCCUGUGGGCAAGAGCAGAGGAGGAGGCAGCUCCGAGCUGGGGAAACGAGCUUCUGAGAUCUCCAGUGCCUUUGGUGGCCUUCUGCGGGGGAAGGCAUUCGCAGGCGGCAAGCCCCGGCUGGCCCAAAUACUGCCAGCUCGACCUCUGCCACCCCUGGAGCUCAAUGUGGCCUCUCACACGCUGAGGACAGCUAAUAGGAUUGACUCAGAUUGUGUGGAUUACCAACAUUAUUCUCAGCACAAGUUUGGGAGGGUGAGCAGCAGCUUGAGCGACACCAGGCUACAUGGCAAUGGCAUGGUCUGUGACAGCUGCUCCACAGACUCCAUGAAAUCUACGUUUAGCCUCCUCACUCCCAUUCGCUCCAAGGAUGUCAGAAGCAGAAGCUAUUUGGAAGGCAGCCUUCUGGCAAGUGGUGCCUUACUGGGAGCAGAAGAACUUAGCAGAUAUUUCCCUGAUCGGAAUAUUGGAAUUUUUGUGGCCACCUGGAACAUGCAAGGUCAGAAGGAACUUCCAGUAAACCUGGAUGACUUCUUAUUACCAACAGAUCCUGACUAUGCCCAGGACAUGUAUGUCAUUGGGGUUCAAGAAGGCUGUCCAGACAGAAGGGAGUGGGAGAUCCGCCUGCAAGAGACGCUGGGCCCCCACUACGUCAUGCUCUACUCCGCUGCGCAUGGGGUGCUGUACAUGUCAGUCUUCAUCCGCAGGGACCUGAUCUGGUUCUGCUCAGAAGUGGAGUAUGCCACGGUGACAACUCGGAUUGUAUCCCAGAUCAAAACCAAAGGAGCUCUGGGAAUCUGCUUCACGUUUUUUGGGACCUCCUUUCUCUUCAUCACCUCCCACUUUACAUCUGGGGACAGUAAGGUGAAUGAGAGGAAACUGGACUACAAUAAAACCAUUCAAGCCCUUACACUCCCCAAGAACGUUCCAGACACAAACCCUUAUCGGUCCAGUUCCAAUGAUGUCACAACUCGGUUUGAUGAAGUGUUCUGGUUUGGUGACUUCAACUUCCGACUCAAUAAGGAUCGGGAGACUGUGGAUUCCAUCUUGAACCAGAACCCAGGAACAGAUGUGUCCAGGCUCCUGGCCUAUGACCAACUCACUAGUGAAAUGAGCAGAGGCUCUAUUUUCAAAGGAUUCCAAGAGGCUGACAUUCAUUUCCGUCCUUCAUACAAGUUUGACAUAGGAAAGGACAGCUAUGACACCACUUCCAAACAAAGGACUCCUUCCUACACGGAUCGAGUUGUGUACCGCAGUCGGUACAAAGAUGACAUCCAGGCUGUCAGGUACUCCUCGUGUCCUGUCAUCAAAACCUCCGACCACCGGCCUGUGUUCGCCCUCUUCCGUGUCAAAGUGAGGCCUGGCAGAGACAACAUUCCACUUGCUGCAGGGCAGUUUGACAGAGAACUCUAUUUAAUUGGAAUAAAGAGACGGAUUACAAGGGAGCUUCAGAAACGGCGAGAGCAAAAGGACCAAAGAUCCAGCAGCAUCUGUAGCAUUUCCUGA